AUGACGUACUCCAGCGAUGCAAACUCGGAGAAAUUGUCCUUAAGGGACGAGAAGAUCGUGUCCGACGAGUUCAUCACCCCUGGAGAAAUACUCAACAAGCUAGGACCACGGAAUCCAUUUCUAUUGUCGUGUGUUCUUAUAACCGGACUCACAUGGACUGUAGAAUCGAUGAAUGGCAUGAGUGCAGCAUUCAUCACUCAAAGUUGUGAGAAUUGCUCCGAUAUGGUGUCGCUCGUCGACGAAUAUGAUCUCCGCGGUCCACAUGCCUACCUCUCUGACGCCACCACCACGGCGUUUAUGAUUGGCAAUGGUUUUGGUGGGACGUUUGUCUCUAAAAUGGCAGAUCGGUAA
Molecule: messenger RNA, 351 nt
Organism: Cooperia oncophora
Lineage: Eukaryota; Metazoa; Nematoda; Chromadorea; Rhabditida; Trichostrongylidae
Source: the annotation of a GenBank genome assembly